AUGUCCUGCGUGAACUUGAUCAGCCAGCUGUUGCGAAUGUGGAUUGAGUCCGCAGUGGUGGAGGAGUCCUUCACUCGCUACACCAUGCUAAGCAUGCUGGGCUGCCCGGGAUGGGUGCCCUUCCUGGAGCAAAUCAAGGGUGCAGCUUUCAAGACGACCACAGUCUCCAAUCGUCGACUGAUUCCCUUUGCCGAGCUCUCGGGUGCUUUGCCAGGGCACAAGUGGACUGGCCUCCGGCUACCUAUCCCUUUUCGCUUCUCCACUCGUUCUGCGCAGCAGAUGAUCCAAGAACUGGGGCUGAUGCCAGAAGGAGACGGUCAUCACAUGAAUUGGGAAAAGCUGACGCAGCGCGGCCAACCUGCUCUCGAGCUGUUCCAGGCAAUUCCAAAAACUGAACAGCGGACCUUAGCUCAGGUUCAGGUAGCUGCAAGAACGUCUGGCUGCAGCAUCAUCGCGUUCAAUGAGGACAAAGCAGAUUGGAGCCUUCACAAAGAUCGAGAGGGGUUUUCCCCAGGCCACAACGGAGUCUUCACCUACUGGGUUGCCAAGGACUGGAGCCAGCUGGGCAUGUUUGGUGAUGGUGGCUCCAAUACCAUGCCCUUCAAAAUACGUCUGGGAAAUUCUUGUGAUCGACUCUGCUUGCAAGAUAUUGUCCAGCUGCUGCUCCUGUCCCGCAGCCGCAUAUCCGUGGAUUUUCAGCACGUGGACUGGCACCGCGCCAUUGUUGCAUCUGAGGAGGCUGGUCGGCUUGAAUGGACAGGGAAGGUUUGGCGUGCUUGCCUGGCCGAUGGCGAGCCAGUGUUGAAGCGCUGCCUGCUGCAAGGCUCUGGAUGCUCACAGGAGAAAAGGUCGCGUUUUGACUUGAUGUACGUUGGAGAGAAGCUCUUGGAGCUUCGGGCUGACCCCAAUGCGAUUGAUGCCGACUACCAGCCGCUCUUGUUGGCGUGCGCCAUGCAAGGCCAGGUCUAUGCUGCGAAAGUGCUGCUGAGCUAUCAUGCAGAUGUAAACUCACCCAUUCCGAAUGGUCGCACUGCUCUUUGCGAUGCUAUUCGCAAGCGACAGUUCGAGCUGGUGAGUGAGCUAAUUCGCCUCAAGGCAGACACAAACCUCAAAGCCCACUCCAAACAUGAUCCUCUGGACGAGAUGUUAUCUCCCCUAGGACAUGCGUGUCGGAGUAUGGCUCAGGCAUGUGCAGACAUGGCCUUGGAACGGCCAGGGUUCUGUUUCGGCAUGGUUUCUGCAGCCUGUGGCAGUCUGAUCGAGGUGAGACAGUCCCACGCGGAGCUGCCAGAGACAGAGACAGCAGAAGCCAUCUCCUGUGUCUCGGCCGCUUUGUCUGCUCACCUCAGCCAGCAUCGCGACGAGCACGAAUAUGCUAACAACUUGAAGGCAGAGCUCCAACAGGCUCUGGAGGCCCUCGUCAAGAUCCGCCCGCUUGAUUUGUUGCAGUGGCAGAGGGAGGAUGGUGAUACAGUGCUGCACUUGGUGUCCAGAGCUGCACCCUGUCAACGACACACUGUGUCAUGGCUGAAGGCAUGGCUGCAACCGUUUCCUGAUGAGCAGCUGAGUGAAUAUACGCAGACCCUAAACAGAGCUGCAAGCACAGCUUUGGAAGAGGCACUCCGAGCUUGCAAUCGAUGCGAUGAUUUCGGAAAUCGAGAUGAGACGCUCUUAGCUUGGCUCCUCGUGCAGUUGGAGCGGAACGAUGCUGGCCGGCUGCAAAAGAUGGAGGAAGCCAUCAAGCAGACCUUGAUCAGCUUAUCUCUCCACCCCCACGGCGGAAAGGCUGCCUCCGACGUCGAGGUUUUCGUCCGCCAGUUCAAGAGCCAACUGGCGAAGAGUAUUUGUGUAGCAUCGCUCAACAAGGCUUUCGCCUCCAUGGCAGCGCAGAAGAAGACGGAAAGCUGCCUGAGCCUUGCGGCCAGAACCAAGGAGCUACUCUCCCCAGAGCACCGCUCCCACGCGAAUCAGCUGGAAGAGGCGAAGAAGCACAAGCACAACCAGACUCCAGCAGCCGCUAAGAAGCUGAAAGGUGGCACCAAAUUGCUGGACUUCCGCGUCAGAGGCAGCAAGCCGGGUAGAGAGUUCUCGGCGGAGAUCGGCGCACUGGGUAACGGUGUAUCCGUCAGAGCACAGGUUGCAAAACGAGAUCAGUUGCCCGUGGAAUGGAGAAAGUAUUGCGUCUACGUCGCGCAGGCUGUUCUCGAAUAUCACAACGACGAGGGUCCCGAGCACAACAUCCACCUCAAUGCGGCAGUUGGAGUCCGCCUCCUUGGUCAGAACGUCUUGCCAAAUGCUGAAAUUCCUGGAGUAGGUUGGGAUCGGAACAACCCAAGAUGGAGGUGGCUCCAAGGGAACGGUAACUUGCAUUGGCGAGCCAAGUAUGUGAUGGCACUGCCCGAUCGACGAGAAGAAGCCACCUCUAAACGGCUCCUGGAAUUCGGCGUCAGGGGUUCAACACCUGGGCGCCGUUUCUCCGCCAGCGUCUUGUUCCAGGACGACAAGGGCAGGGAAGUCUGCAACCUCACACUGUUGGAUGAGAUCAUUUUGCCUACGGAGUGGACUACUUACUGCUUUGACGUGGAGCAAGCUGCCUUGACUUACCACAACGAUGAAGGUUGUGAUUUCGACAUUCACAUCGACACCGCGAUGGGAGUGUGCCUCUUGGGUCAAGAUGUCUUGCCCAGUGCAAUCAGCGUGGACAGUGGUUGGGCUCCCGAUGAUGAUAGGUGGAGGUUGCUCCGAGAGUGCGGGAACUUGCAAUGGCAAGGGAGGUACGAGAUGAAGCCCUCUUCAAACACUUCGUUGCCGACGGUGCAGUCACAAGCUGGGCGUGUCUCGAAAGAAGGGCUUCAACUCGUUUUGUUAAUAACGUGCAGAUCGGUGCACUCAGAGGCGAUAGCGUGA
This is a messenger RNA of Symbiodinium sp. CCMP2592, 2907 nucleotides long. The record is from the annotation of a GenBank genome assembly. Lineage: Eukaryota; Dinophyceae; Suessiales; Symbiodiniaceae.